Messenger RNA from Paramecium octaurelia, 930 nucleotides. Lineage: Eukaryota; Ciliophora; Oligohymenophorea; Peniculida; Parameciidae. The record is from the annotation of a GenBank genome assembly.
AUGGGAGGAGGAUAGUCAAAGGCUUAAAAAUUAUAAUCCUAACGAAGAGCCAACAAACCCCAAUUGCCAUAACAUUAGACCCCAGAAUAACAUUAUCAAUUCCUUAUUAGCGAACCUAUAAGCAGAUACCUUUGGAAUACUCAAUUUGAUUAUGAAACCCUCAUCUCAGAAAUCCUAUUCAGUAUUAGUAUCAAAAGAUAUAUGGAUUAUUUACAAUACUUUAAACCUCACAUUAGAUACAUAAAAAAAGCUGAAAAAUUAUACAAUGAUGUCACAUAAUGUUGCUUAUACGAAGCAAAAUUCAAUGACUAAGAUAAAAAGUUCAUGACCGGUGUCCUCAUUCUCUUCUUUAGCCUAUACCAUAUAUCUAAAUUCUAAGUAAUUUUUAGUUCAUCAGAGAAAAAGUGGUGGGAAGGUACUUAUUUUGAAUCACUUCAAAAACAUGUUGAGUUACCCCCCAAAGACAAUGAAACCUAUAUUUAAACAUUUGCUUUCUUUAUGUCUGAUUAUUUCUAAAACAGAUUUCAAGAGUUAAAACCAUAAAAUGAUAAUAAAAAAGUUGAUCUUGUAUCUGUAAGAGUAUUAGCUGAUUAUUAUUUGUAAUUCUUAUACAGUGAUUGUUUAUCUUACCUUACAGAUGCUGAUUAAUUUGUUAAAGAAUAUGCUCAAUCAAAGUAAGAAAAUUAUCAAACCUAAGGAAGAUUCAAAUUAGAAAGUAAUAUCAAAAUCAUUACUAAAUAAUAAAAAUAAUAACAAUAAUUAUUGUACUAAUAAUAGCUUCACAAUUCAAAAACUCCCUCAUAGUAGAUUGAAGAUAUGGAAAGGCAAUUUAAAUUCUUAUCUGAUCAUUCUAUGAUAGAAAAUGCGUUGAUCGAAGAGUAAAAUAAAGAGUAAAUACAAUAAGUACAAGAAACCCCAAAAUAAGAAUGA